AUGUUACGACAAGCUGCAAAGAAAGGUGUGACGGAACUCGCCCAAUAUCCAAAGCCAGGUGAAAAGCUUCAUGGAUUCACACUCUUAAGAUCAAAACAUGUUCAAGAACUUGAGUUGACAGCACUUCAUCUGAAGCAUGAUAAGACGGGCGCAGAUUAUUUACAUGUUGCCAGAGAAGAUAAGAAUAAUGUCUUUUCGAUUGGAUUCAAAACAAAUCCUCCAGAUGAUACUGGGGUUCCUCAUAUAUUGGAACAUACAACACUAUGUGGAAGCAAAAAGUAUCCCAUUCGUGACCCUUUCUUCAAGAUGCUACCUAGAACAUUGUCAAAUUUCAUGAAUGCAUUCACUGCGUCCUCUCACACAUUUUAUCCUUUCGCCACCACCAAUGAACAAGAUUUCAAAAAUCUCAUGUCUGUUUACCUUGAUGCAACAUUGCAUCCACUAUUGAAACAGAGCGACUUUACACAAGAGGGAUGGAGAAUAGGGCCCGAGAACCCACGAGUGGCAAUCGAGGGAGACACUGCCAAACCUGAAGAUAGCAAAUUGGUGUUCAAAGGUGUUGUGUACAAUGAGAUGAAGGGACAAAUGUCGGACGCUGGAUAUCUUUACUACAUCAGGUUUCAAGACCAUAUUUUCCCUGCCAUCAACAACUCUGGAGGUGAUCCACAAAAGAUGACUGAGUUGACAUAUGAGCAAUUAAAGAACUUCCACGCUGAGCAUUACCAUCCAAGUAAUGCUAAAGUUUUCACAUACGGCGAUAUGCCUUUGGCAGACCAUCUUGUAGAGGUCAAUGCUCAACUGAAUGCUUUUGAGCGCAUUAAUGGAGAUAUGGAAGUACUUAAGCCUAUCGAUUUAUCAUCUGGUCCACAGAGCAUCACUGUUCCAGGGCCCAUCGACCCAUUGGUGGAUGCAGAUAUGCAGUUUAAGACCUCAACUUCAUGGCUGGUAGGUGAUGCUACGGAUGUUUUAGAGACUUUCUCACUUUCAAUAAUGUUUGCUCUACUCAUGGAUGGAUAUGGAUCUCCACUCUAUAGAAAUUUAAUUGAAGCUGGCUUGGGAACGGAAUGGAGUCCAAAUAGCGGCUAUGAUCCUUCUGGCAAAGUCGGAAUAUUCUCUGUUGGACUAACCGGCGUUAAAGAAGCCGACGUACCGAAAGUCAAAGAAGCAAUUCACAAGACUUUCCAAGAAGCACACAAAAAUGGAUUCGAGAAAUCAAAAAUCGAUGGCUACCUACAUCAAUUGGAGUUGAGCUUGAAGCAUAAGACUGCCAAGUUCGGUAUGUCAUUGAUGCAUAGAAUUAAACCUAAGUGGUUUGAUGGUGCCGAUCCUUUUGAAUCGCUAGCUUGGAACGAUACUGUGGCCGCAUUUCAAAAGGAGUUCGAGAAGGGUGGUUAUUUGGUGGGAUUAUUGGAGAAGUACUUACUAAAUGACAAUACACUCACUUUCACCAUGGCUCCUUCGACAACUUAUGGGGAUGAGCUUGUAGCCGAAGAAGCCACACGUCUCGCAAAAAAGAUUGCAGAGGUUACUGAAAAGGCUGGUGGCGAAGCCGAGGCUCGUGCGCAGUUAGAAAAGAGGGAAUUGGAGCUUUUGGAAGAGCAAGGAAAAUCUAACACUCAAGAUCUCAGUUGUCUCCCUACUGUUCACGUCAAGGACAUUCCAAGACAAGACGAGAAAAUAGAAUUAAGGGAUUCCAAGGUUGACAACGUCAAUGUACAAUGGCGCGAAGCACCCACAAACGGACUGACCUACUUCAGAGCCAUCAACACUUUCGAAAAUCUACCCGAGGAACUGCGAGCAUACAUUCCAUUAUUCACAGACGCUAUAAUGCGUCUCGGGACAAAGGACAUGACUAUGGAGCAGUUAGAAGACUUGAUGAAGCUUAAGACUGGAGGAAUUGGUGUUGGCUAUCAUGCGUCCUCGUCCCCCACAGAUUUCAAGUCGGCAUCCGAGGGCUUGAGCUUUUCCGGGACUGCUUUAGAUCGAAAUGUGCCUGAAAUGUUUGGGUUGUUGCGAAAACUAGUCCUUGAAACUGAUUUUGAUAGCCCUGAUGCCGAAGUCCGCAUCCGUCAGCUUUUGCAGGGUUCGGCAGACGGUGCAGUCAACAACAUCGCUUCAUCUGGGCAUGUGUUUGCCAGAGGCUAUGCUGAAGCUGGCGUAACACAAUACGGGCGUUUGAAGGAACAAGUGGGAGGAUUAUCUCAAAUCAAGCUCACUACCUCACUUGCCUCAAGACCUGAGGCCGAAGGAUUAGCCGAUGUUGUUGAUAAACUCAAGACGAUCCAGCGACUCGCAUUUUCUGGAAAUUCCACCUUCAGGACUGCACUCACCUGUGGUAGUGAAAGUGUCACGAACAACGAAGCCGUGCUUCAGCAAUUUCUAUCAUCAAUCCCAAGAUCUGAAUUGCCAUCUCGCCUGGUUCCUCCGCCAGAUUUCACAAGAAACACCAAGACGUUCUUCCCUCUGCCAUAUCAAGUAUAUUAUGGUGGCCUUGCUCUCCCAACGGUAUCUUAUACCUCUCCGGCUGGAGCACCUCUUCAAAUACUCUCUCAGCUCUUGACUCAUAAACAUUUGCAUCAUGAGAUCAGAGAAAAGGGCGGAGCUUAUGGCGGAGGAGCUUACUCGCGGGGACUUGAUGGUAUCUUUGGAUUCUACUCUUAUCGUGAUCCAAAUCCUUUAAACACAAUGUCGAUCAUGCGCAACGCUGGUAAAUGGGCAGUUCAAAAGGAAUGGACCGAACGCGAUCUCGAAGAAGCCAAAUUAUCUGUAUUCCAAAGUGUCGAUGCACCUCAAUCUGUCAGUCAAGAGGGCAUGACAAGGUUCGUAUCUGGAGUUUCGGAAGAGAUGGUUCAAGAGCGACGUGAGCGUUUAUUGGAUGUGACUAAGGAGCAAGUCCAAACCGUAGCGCAACAAUACCUUGUUGAUGCAUUAGAAAACGGCCAAGGUAACAUGGUUUUCCUUGGAGAGCAAAAGCCAUGGGUAGACGGAACUUGGGAAACAAAGAAUUUGGGACUCGCCCAAGAGCAACCUGAGGUCAUGGAUGAGGAAGAUGUAAAGGACGCCGCUUUUGGAUCAUAG
Messenger RNA from Botrytis porri, 3078 nucleotides. RefSeq lists its product as uncharacterized. NCBI's taxonomy places the organism in Eukaryota, Fungi, Ascomycota, Leotiomycetes, Helotiales, Sclerotiniaceae. Gene Ontology annotation, cellular component: mitochondrial matrix. Gene Ontology annotation, biological process: protein processing. The transcript has 2 exons. The record is from RefSeq and is a predicted model, not a curated record. Gene Ontology annotation, molecular function: metal ion binding. Bases 1 to 3078 code for a protein of 1025 amino acids.